CGGGAGCGGCGCCGCGCCGCGCACGGCUCGGCUCGGCCCGGCUCGGCCCGGCGGCGGUGGGCGGUCGGCGGUGGGCGGGCAGGCAUGGCCGGCGGCGGGACCGCGCAGGAGAAGAGCACGUUGCUGCACCUCUUCGCGGGAGGGUGUGGCGGGACGGUUGGCGCCAUCUUCACCUGCCCGUUGGAAGUGAUUAAGACAAGGCUGCAGUCUUCGAAACUGGCGUUCCGGGCAGUGUACUACCCUCAAGUCCACCUGGGGACCAUCAGCGGAGAAGGAAUGGUCCGGCCUGCCUCUGUCUCUCCGGGCCUCAUUCGGAUUCUCAAGUCCAUUUUGGAAAAGGAGGGCCCGAGGUCUCUCUUUCGAGGGCUGGGACCAAACCUGGUUGGAGUGGCGCCGUCAAGGGCCGUCUACUUUGCCUGCUACUCCAAGGCCAAGGAGCACUUCAACAACGUGUUCGAGCCUGGCAGCAACACUGUCCACAUCUGCUCAGCCGGCUCUGCAGCCUUUAUCACAAAUUCCCUGAUGAAUCCCAUUUGGAUGGUUAAAACCAGAAUGCAGCUAGAAAGGAGAGUCAGAGGGCUGAGGCAGAGAAACACUGUGCAGUGUGCUCGGUAUGUUUACCAGACAGAAGGCAUCCGCGGCUUCUACCGGGGCCUCACCGCGUCCUACGCCGGCAUUUCGGAGACCAUCAUCUGCUUUGCCAUCUACGAGAGCUUGAAGCAGCACAUGCGUGAGCUCCACUUGACCCCUUCUGCUGGCGGGCCAGAGACAAAGUCCACCAAUUUUUUGGGGCUGAUGGCAGCUGCUGCUAUUUCGAAGGGCUGCGCUUCCUGCAUCGCUUACCCACACGAGGUUAUACGGACGAGACUACGGGAGGAAGGCACCAAAUAUAAGACAUUCGUGCAGACGGCGCGGGUGGUGUUCCAGGAAGAAGGUUACCUCGCAUUCUACAGAGGACUUUUUGCCCAGCUCAUGAGGCAGAUCCCAAACACAGCUAUUGUGCUGUCUACCUACGAGUUAAUAGUAUACCUGUUAGAAGACCGAGUUAAGUAGCAGACCAAGACUGGUUUUUUAAAAAAAUGAAAACACAGACACAUAUGCAAAUCCACAGAGACAAACGCCACAAAGACCCUUUCCAGUAGUAAUACAGGGCUAAGACAGAGUUGAAAAGUGACAGGCUGCUUCUUUGACACACUUAAGUGUUCCCCCCCCCCCCCGACCAACAACUUUCUAUGUGUACGUGUGCGCCCUUCUGGAGCCGUGCUUUCUGAAAUGUGUUUUUUGUCCAUGUUAAUAGAUAAAAUAAUUAUUUCUUUUUUUAACUUAAAGAGGCAAACCUCUGAAAUUAAAACGACGAUUAAAUUAAAUCACACUAUUUAAUUUAUACAUCAA
Molecule: messenger RNA, 1392 nt
Organism: Varanus komodoensis (Komodo dragon)
Lineage: Eukaryota; Metazoa; Chordata; Lepidosauria; Squamata; Varanidae
Gene: SLC25A33
Product: solute carrier family 25 member 33
Exons: 7
Coding region: 85-1053 (322 amino acids)
Biological process (GO): pyrimidine nucleotide import into mitochondrion
Cellular component (GO): mitochondrion
Molecular function (GO): pyrimidine nucleotide transmembrane transporter activity
Source: RefSeq, a predicted model, not a curated record